AUGCGUGCGCCAGUCGAGAUGUUCAACGGCAAGAUGAAGUUCCCCACGCUCAGCAAGGGGAUGGUCGACGAGCUGCAGAAAGCGGGCGUGUACGAGGUCGACCACGCUCACGAGGAGAAGACCGUGAUUCCCAGUGUCGCAGACUACCUUAAGGACCUUUGCGCCCCGCCACCCCCAGAGGUGCCCCGUCCGGCCAUCCGCGUGGUGGUGUUUGGCGCGCCCAGGGUGGGCAAGAGCACUGUGACCAAGAUUUUGGCCGACUACUUGGAAGUCAGCUACGAAGAGGACGAUGGCCCUCGACGUUUACGCACGGUCCAAGGAUGCUGGCCUCUUUCGGGAACCCCGCUGGUGGAGGUGCUUCUGUGGGACACGGCGCAGGACUUGCCAGAUUUGAUCACGGAUUCCAGAGCAGCAACCUUCGCGGUGGCCGUGGUGGAUGGUGCAGACGGCAGCGGCAGUGCCAUCGCUGCGGCCAUGGCGCAGGGGUGCGUCUCUGAUGAAGCGCAAUCCACUGCCCCCAGGCGGGCGCUCAUCGUGGAGAAUUGCUUCCCAGAGCGCGAUCUCGAUGAGACCGAGACCAACACGACCGGGCGAUCAAGCACACAUCCGUUGCUCCAGACCAUCCAAUGCAAUGUCUUGGACGAGGAGGGGCAGAACUCGCUGAAGAAAGUGUUCGGCAAGAUCAUGGCGGAGAUGGUGGGGCAGAUCGAGGCACGGCAGGAGGCCUCCAAGUCCGUGGAGAAGCCCUUGCAGCCCUGUGGCCAGGCGGGCAUCCAGGUCUUAGCCAGGGAUUCCUCGCUCCCAUGCAGCGCGCGAAAGCCUUUGGGCCGACGCGCCCACGCGUACCGCUUGCGAGGUCUCUCGAUGUGCGUCGAUCCUGUGGCUGCUUCGAUGGCCUGGCAAGCCUUGCAAGCCGCUCGGAGCACCCUGCCACACGAGGUGCAGAACCUCACAGGUUCUUCUCCUCCCUCCAGUUCCUGGCGAUCGGCACUGGUGGCUCCGGAACCAUUGCAGCAGACCCUGCAGAUGGGCGAAGCAGGUGUGAGUGGCGAAAACUUGUCGGCGACCCUGCGGAGGGCCUUGCUGGAGCUCAGUUUGAUCUGUCCAGUGCAAGCAGGAAAGGACGCCUCCGUCCUGGUGCCUGACUUUGCGGAGAGGAUCAACAUCAGUGCUUCGAUGGUGCGGCAACUCUUGGACAGUCCCAAGAGCAUCUUUCUGCGGCUCGUGUGGUCCAGAGAGAAGCACUCGGCCAGGGCUCCACCGUCGCUGCGCCGAACGCUCCGGAAGUUCUUCUCGCUGACCUCCCGUCCCUUCGUCCUCCGCUACUUUGCCCGCUUGGACGGCCAGUCCGCGUUCCCGCCCGAGAUCGGCGCGAACUCGCCCUCGCCCGAAUGCACCGAAUGCAGCGUCAUGCGGGGUGCACAGAGAGUUGGAUUGGAUAGCGAUUUGGAGCCUGGGUUUAUCCUGGCCUUUGAUUCUUCCGUGGACAGCCCCGCACACCUGGACCAGACGGGCCAUUCUUCCGUGCCAGGCUUAGCGGAUUUGCUGGCAGCACCAGCCUUGGGCCUCACCUUUUUGCUGGUGAUGGCCGGCCCAAAUGACACCUGGGAUGUGCUUUCCAGUGGUCCAAAGGCCACCUGGGCCUGGCGCGCCUUUGCAUCGCACCUCCCGAAAUUCACGGGGCUCGUCCCAGCCGCUGCCGCGCGCGGCACGCGCCGCGCGGCCGAAGACGCCGCACGGCGGACACCGGCGCCGCGCUGGGCGCUGCGGGUGCAGAGCGGAGCUGCUGCGGGGGCCGCGCUGUCCUUGGAGGAGCUCGCCACGACCGCCUGGCUUUUGGCCGGUCCUCAGUCGAAGGACGUGCGGGACAGUCACCUGGCGGACCUGGGGAGGUCCCAUAACAGAGCUCGCGUGCCUGGCGAGUGGGCUCGAGGGGAACAUGAAAGGGCUGAAGAAAGUGAAGAUGAAGUUGAACGGAAGGCUGGGGAAGAAGAGGUGCAUCAGGAUGGUGGCAAAAGUGGAGAAGAAGCAACAGAUGGUGAGGAGGAAAGCAACAAUGCAGAAGAUGGUGAGGAGGAAAGCAACAGUGGAGAAGAAGCAGAAGAUGGUGAGGCGGAAAGCAACAAUGGAGAAGAAUCACCGGAGAACUACAAUGCAAAGAUUGAAGAUGAGGAGGAAAAGAGAGGAGCCAAUGAGAACCAGCCAGGUGAGGUUCCAUCAGGGCAAGGUCCUGGGGAGGCAAGUGCGUCAGGAUCUGAGGCUUCAAGUGAGGAAUAUGAAAAAGAAGGAGACGAAGGAGUGGCAGCGAAAGCUCAGGAGGCAAGUGAUGAUGACGAUGAAGAAAGCCGAGAAAGCUCGGAUGAAGGAGCAAGCAACAAAGGAACACAGGAUUUGGGCGAUGAUGACGAGGGAGAUGGAGAAGUGGAGUACACACAUGCAGCCAUGGAAGAAGUUAACCUGUCUGUCCGUGAAGGUGAAGAGUCGCUGCAUGAAGACAAAGAGUGCAGGACAAGAAAUGCUGACGUAGAUCCAGGAGAUGAAAAUGGAGAAGAAACAGAGGACGACUGCAGUGCAAAGGAUGAAGAUGAUGAGGAAUAG
This is a messenger RNA of Durusdinium trenchii, 2598 nucleotides long. The record is from the annotation of a GenBank genome assembly. Lineage: Eukaryota; Dinophyceae; Suessiales; Symbiodiniaceae.